CACCCUCACACUACACUACUUCUUUUUGAGUUGGUGAUUUUGUUCAAUAGGUCUCCGCUCUCCUCCACCUUAUUAUUAACUUUUGGUCCUCUCUCUCUCUCUCUCUCUCUCUCUCUCUCUCCCUCUCUCCCUUCUGUGUGUAUAUUAACCCAAUCCGAGCAAGCCAUCCAUUCUCUAGCUUCUCCCACCUCUCAUCAUCAUCACCAUGACAGAUCCUUACUCUAAUUACUUCAAUAAUGGCUGGUUCAAUCUCAACCCUCUCCACCACCUCUCCUCCCCCUCCACACCUCCUUCUAUUAAUCCAUAUAAUUUCCAUGCUCCUCCUAAUUAUAGAGACUACAACAAUUUCUGCUCAUCAAAUAACUUGAUGGUGCACAAUCAUAGCUUUUUCAUUAAUCACCACCAGUCUUCUUCUUCUUCAUCAUCACCUCCCUCACCUCCUCUAAGAGAAGCCCUUCCCCUCCUCAGCCUAAGCCCUUCAAGACACCAUCAUCCUCAUGAAGACUUGCAAGAACCCUCUUUCAAUGCCAUGGAAGCUGAUCAUCAAAACAACAACAACAACAACAACAGUAGAAAAGACUCAGCUGAUCACCAAAGCUUGGUCGUCUCCAGCUCUGCUGAUAUUGUUGAUCAAGAUGAAGAUGAUGAAACUGUUACUGUGGCUUUACAUUUAGGGCUUCCAAGCAGGACCCUAUCAGCUGAUUUGAUCUCUAGGCUCUCUUCCCCAGAGAUCUCAUCAGAUAAAGAAGUAGUAGAUGUGACUGUUGCUUCAGCUGGGUAUGCCCCAAACAGACUCAACAAGGGCCAGUAUUGGAUCCCUACUCCUGCUCAGAUUUUAAUUGGUCCAACCCAGUUCUCAUGCCCUCUUUGCUUCAAGACGUUCAACAGAUACAAUAACAUGCAGAUGCAUAUGUGGGGGCAUGGAUCUCAAUACAGAAAAGGGCCAGAAUCUCUAAGAGGAACACAGCCAACAGCCAUGCUUAGACUGCCUUGCUAUUGCUGUGCACCAGGUUGCAGAAACAACAUUGACCAUCCAAGGUCAAAGCCUCUCAAAGACUUCAGAACCCUCCAAACUCAUUACAAGAGAAAGCAUGGGAUCAAGCCUUUCAUGUGUAGAAAAUGUGGCAAGGCUUUUGCAGUGAGAGGUGAUUGGAGAACCCAUGAGAAGAAUUGUGGGAAGCUUUGGUAUUGCACUUGUGGCUCUGAUUUCAAGCACAAGAGGUCUCUCAAAGAUCAUAUCAAGGCAUUUGGACAUGGCCAUGCAGCUUAUGGCAUUGACUGUUUUGAAGAAGAUGAUGAUGCAGCCUCUGAAAUUGAGGAAAAUUACUCUUCCCAGUGAGCUAGUUAGUGACCUUGGUUUAGAAUAACGUUUUAUGGAUGGGCAGCUAAAAAGUUGCUUAUGAUCGGAAGCUAGCUAGCCUAGCUAUGCUCUUUUCUUCAUUCUUCUGUUCUUGCUUCUUCUUUUUUUGCCUUAUUUUUUAAAAAGCUUCCUUAAUUAGCAAUGGCUCCUCAUACAUCAAUGACAAACCAAGUUCCUGUAAUUUCUCUC
Molecule: messenger RNA, 1549 nt
Organism: Prunus avium (sweet cherry)
Lineage: Eukaryota; Viridiplantae; Streptophyta; Magnoliopsida; Rosales; Rosaceae
Product: zinc finger protein WIP2-like
Biological process (GO): regulation of gene expression; anatomical structure development
Cellular component (GO): nucleus
Molecular function (GO): DNA-binding transcription factor activity
Source: RefSeq, a predicted model, not a curated record